UCAGCCCCGAUCAAUGAAAGCUAGAAUGUCUCUGGUCUUUACCAAUACAUGAAGAACACCGUUGUACGCGACCUACAACACAACACGCAGAUACCAUGGGCAGGCAAAUCACUAUCUUCUCUUCCACACCUCGCGCCCGAGGUGAUCGCCGUAGGCUGUGAAUAUUACGCGGUCUCCGGCCACGACUUGGCCAGCCCUACUGGUUCCUGUGGGUGUAGCAACCACUGUGCCUGUCACUGGCGCGUUGUUCUUCUGCAUCUGAGGGAAAAAAUUGCGAAUAGCAUAGUAUCCUUUGCUCUCUUCUCCUCACCUCCUUCGGCAACAGGACGCACGGCGGGUGAGACCAU
Vitrella brassicaformis is the source of this 347-nucleotide messenger RNA. Lineage: Eukaryota; Vitrellaceae. The record is from the annotation of a GenBank genome assembly.